Molecule: messenger RNA, 2703 nt
Organism: Bactrocera oleae (olive fruit fly)
Lineage: Eukaryota; Metazoa; Arthropoda; Insecta; Diptera; Tephritidae
Source: RefSeq, a predicted model, not a curated record
CUUCAGGGCGCGCACCACCAGAGCCCUACUACGGUCGCUACAUCGGAGAAUUCACCAAUUUUGCGCACGGCAUAAAGGGCUCCAUUUAUGCUGUCGACGAAUCUACGCUGUUCAUCAAAUCAUUUGCAUAUGAUGGCACGGGACCGGAUGCAUUCUUCUGGGUUGGUAAAACUCCACGUCCAAGUCCCGAAGGAUACAUCAUACCAUAUCCAGAAGAGUAUGCUGGCAUCGAUCCACCAAUAUUGCAAGCGCACAACAACACCAACAUCAUACUGCGUCUGCCCAUGGGCAAAAGGAUUAAGGAUAUACGAUGGCUGUCCGUGUGGUGCCGACGAUUUACGGUUGAUUUCGGUGAAGUCUUUAUCCCACCUAACCUAGAUGUACCAAAGCCACGCGUGCUACCGGAAUUCAAGCGUCUAGCACAUGGACUUCGCUCGAGCAAUAUAAGUGUUUUGGAUGCGAAAACUUUCUAUAUACCCAAUCUACACUACGACGGCGCCGGUCCAGAUGCCUAUUUUUGGGUUGGCAAUGGCUCCGAACCCAAUAUUAUGGGAAUUAAGGUUCCCAAUGAGGUUGGCUCACUAGAACCGCUACGUGGUUAUCAAGGCGAAGAUAUUGAGAUACAGUUACCCGGCUCCUUGACAGUUUACGAUAUCGAUUGGCUGUCAGUUUGGUGUGUGGAGUACAGGCAUAAUUUCGGACAUGUUUUUAUACCAAAAGAUUUGGAUGUGCCGCCAGCGUUGGGUCAAACAAAAAUAACGCCUCCAUGGUGGUAUACACCUACUACCACCACACCACGUCCCGUCUACGCCAAUUGUCGUGAGAUUAUACCCGACAAACUGCAAGUGAAAUGGGAGAUACAAGGUGAAUACAUACAGAUCGAGCUGUUUGGACGCAUUGCCGAGGAUCAAUACAUGGCUUUCGGUCUGUCUGGUGCCAAUGGACGCGCUCAAAUGUCGCAAUCGGAUGUCGUUGUUGCAUUCUACGAUACCAAUGCGCGCGUUUUUCGCGCUGAAGACUACUUUAUCUCCGAUUUGUCGCAAUGCGAUGGUCAGCACGGCGCUUGCCCCGAUAGUCGCAUCGGUGGACGUAACGACGUUAUUGUGUUGAGCGGCGAUCGCAAGAACAAUGUGACCAGCAUACGCUAUAAGCGUCUCAUACAAACCAAUGAACCUAUCUAUGAUUUUGCCAUACCAUUGGAUCGCGAAGUGUCCGUGAUCGCUGCGAUCGGGCCGUUGAAUAGUCUCAUGGAGGCAAAUGCACAUUCGCACACCGGCAAUGAUCACACCAUCGACGACGUGCGCAUUAAUUUCUCAUCGCGUAACGAUCAUUCGUGCAAGAAUUCGCUGUAUAGCUUCAAAGAUCAGAGCGGACCAAAACCUUGGCCAACACGCAAGAUCACUAACCAGACCGUAUUCACAGCUCGCAUUGGUCCCACAGGCGGUAAGCGCGGUUACACGCCACUCACUGGUAUACCAUCCUGGGGUAUUGCUUGGUACUUGAAUGAUCUGCUAAUACCAGAAAUAACGGUGCAGCGUGGCAAAACUUAUGAGUUUUAUGUCGAAGGCGGCGAUGAUCCCGCACAACCUGCCAGAUACCAUCCAUUCUAUAUCACCGAUUCACCAGAAGGCGGUAUUGGACAAAUGACUGGUCUUGAAGUAAGCAAACAAAAAGCUUAUGCCGGCGUCGAAUUCGAUGAGGAGGGUAACCCGAUACCGACUGCAUUUGGGCGCUAUUGCGAAUGGACACAUCGUACAGUUGAUUUAUCAGCCCAGAUCGAAACUUUUGAGGAGUAUGUGAAGACCUUGAUGCUGGAAUGUGUUGAAGGUGAACCAGGCUACUUAAAUUGGACAGUACCAUUGGAUGCUCCAGAUCUGCUGUAUUAUCAGUGCUUCACACAUCGAAAUCUCGGCUGGAAGAUUAACGUUGUCGAUGCCACGGACGCAUCAGCUGCGCUCCAAUUAACCAUCACCAAUGCGAUUGUGUACACAAUUAACUGUGGAAACAUAUCUUUGAAAGAGAGAAAACAUAAGGCAUAUCUUUGUAGAGCGCAUAUCGGUUCUGUUUUUUGGUCCACACACACACGUAUGUACAUACAUAUUUAUAUUUGCAUAUUGACUUUUAUAUAUUUAUAAGUAGCAUAUCCGUUUACAAACCAACAAAAGCAAAGUAAAGUAGAAAAAUAAUAAAUAUUAAAAAAAACAUAAAAUUUGGGUUUUAAACAAAGAAAAUUAUUUAUUUUUUUGAAAAUACAAAAAUAUUGUCACUAAAAAUGUCAGCAAAUUUUGCGCAUUCGCUUGGCCUUCAAACAUUUUCACUUCAAAAAGUUUCAACAAACUGAAAGUUUUGCUAACCAAAAUACCAGGCUAAUAUCAUCUAAAAACAUAUCUUGACAAUAAUUUUAAGAUUAAAGAAAAACAAAACAAAAAGAAAAAGAAAAACAUGAUAGUAUGAAAAUAACGGUUGAAUUAGUAUGCAUGAUUGUUGGAUGUGCUGAGAAUGUGUGCGUUUGUUGUGAUUGCAAGUACAUACAUGCUUACAUCCAAACGAGCAUUGUACUUACAUACAUACAUACAAGAGGAAAUUCAUAAAUAAAUAGGCGUAUAUAGGCGAGUAACGGUGAAUUGGCGCAGUUGCACUAAGUAACGGCAAACUUUUUUGUAUUUUGUAAAAUUUAACACAAACAGAAAAAUAAAAAAAAAA